This is a messenger RNA of Stegostoma tigrinum, 3705 nucleotides long. It is a transcript of the gene lamp2, whose product is annotated as lysosomal-associated membrane protein 2. The transcript is spliced from 9 exons. Bases 150 to 1385 code for a protein of 411 amino acids. The record is from RefSeq and is a predicted model, not a curated record. Gene Ontology annotation, cellular component: membrane. Lineage: Eukaryota; Metazoa; Chordata; Chondrichthyes; Orectolobiformes; Stegostomatidae.
CGGUCCGCUGGCGGGGAGAGUCACGUGCAACACGGAGUUGCGGGUAGGCGGUGGGAGCUCUUUAGUGGAAUCGAGGAGCUGCCUGCUUUGUAGUUGGUUCAAGGUUCGUGGGUUGCAGCUUCCAGGCUGUCUGCUUGUAGUUAGUCACUAUGUCGCGUUAUGUAGUUCUUCACUCUGCUGCACUGCUCGUUGCAGCAUUGUCACUUAUUCAAGCAGUCAAGAUUGAAGUCCAUGGCAAAGAUAACAAAACCUGUAUAUAUGCUGUACUGUCUGUUAACUUCACUGUCCUUUAUGAAGGAAAUGGGACAAUGGAAAAUGCAACUUUCCAGUUGCCAGAUUCACUAUCCACUAAUGGAAGCACAUGUGGUGGCAACAGUUCAGCUCCCUUGUUGAACAUGGGCUUUGGUACUGGUCAUUCCUUGAGCUUAAACUUCUCUCGUACUGAUGGCAAAUUUAGUGGCGAUGUAUUGACUUUCACUUACAACACCAGUGAUGCAAAACUCUUUCCUGGAGCAAUAAACCAAAGUAUGACUUGUGUAAAACUUGUGGUUGUGAAUUCCUUGAUGGAAUCUGUACCCCUGAACACAAUCUACACAUGCAGAAGUGUUAAAGCUAUUGCAAGUGAAGCAGUUGUCAUGAUUUUCUGGCAUGUUGGUAUUCAAGCCUUUGUGGUGAAUGGAACAAUCAGCAAAAAUGAAUCCUUCUGUAAAGCGGAUGUGUCAACCACUGUUACACCUAUUACAACACAGGCAAGUUCCACUGUGGCCCCAAUCCCAACUGAGCCAUCUCCAGACCUGCCAGCAGUGGGCAAUUAUACCAUUAAGAAUGGAAGCGAUCCUUGUCUCCUUGCUAAUAUGGGACUACAGCUAAACAUUACCAACAAAGAUAACCAGACACAUGUAAUUAAUAUAAAUUCCAGUUCUACUGCCAGUGGCCGCUGUGGGGAUAAACAUUCAGUCCUCGUCCUAGAAGAUACAGAUGCAACCAUUUGGUUUCAUUUCUUUGUGGAGCAAGCAAAAUUCUUCUUGAAGGAGGUGAAAGUUAACGUAACAUUGCUUUUAAAUGGUUCCACAACUACAUUUAACUGCAGCAAUGGUAGUCUUAAGCAUUGGCAGGCAUUUGUUGGAAGUUCAUACAUGUGUCGCAAUGAACAGCAGCUAGUUGUGACUGACCAAUUGGCUAUUAAUACAUUUAAUGUAUGGGUCCAACCAUUUGACGUCAAGAAUGGAACCUUUUCCAGAGCUGAAGAAUGUCUUGCUGAUUCUGACCUGGGUUUUCUGGUACCAAUCGCUGUUGGAGCUGCACUGGGCCUAUUAAUAAUUCUUGUCAUCAUAUCUUAUGUAAUUGGACGAAGGAGGAGCCAGACUGGCUACCAAUCUGUAUAAUCAAUUAUAUUAAGAAGGAACUCUCAUUUGCUGUCUGCAAGCUGUCCUGCUUUUUUUGGGAUUGGCUGAAAUCCUGACUAAUAGGCUUUUUGUCUUGCUUCCUUAACUUAAUGCUUAAGCCAUUUAAUGUGGGGGAAUUGAUUUUUCAAUUUGUUUUUACAGGUAAUAUUGAAUUUCUCCUUUUCGCAUACAGGUUCAGGAAUGGGCUGAAUAUAUCUGCUAAAUCAGUAGUACACUCACUUGUAAAUCUUCUUUUGGUUAACAUCUGGGAUGUAACUAUUUGGCUUUACUUGAUCUAAAAGUUUAGAAGCCAAAAUUAUGUCACCUCCACCGAAUUGAUAAGAGCAAUAAACAAAUGGGCUUGUGACAAUGAACUGUUUAACUUUUUUAUUAGAACACUCUUAUCCAAAUUAAGGUAACAGUUCAAUUUACAGAUAAAAUGCUACUUGCAUCUUUCAACCUUCACCUUACCAGAAGCUUGUAAUGACACAGCAGUAGCUACGUUUAACAAACAACAAUGCAAAAUACUUUGCAGAUAAUAGUAAUCAAUCACUCACUUUACCUACUUCAUAAUUCUUCAAUAGGAUCUUUACCUCUCAUUGACUAUGCCACCACUGGGGGAGAAUUCUAAUUGGACAAACCUAGAACAUUUAUUAUUCAAAACUAAGCUAUUAGCCUUUGAUACUAAUGACUGGUGUAACUAAAUCUCUUGUAAAGGAGGAAGUAUAAUAGGAUAAAAAUAUAUUUUAGCAUCUCUUUAAGCUUUCAAAAUUCUUUUCAAGAACAGACUGGUGCUUGUCUGUGGAUUUUUUUUCAAAAAUACUUUGGUAUCAGGCCACUAGUAUUUAUUGAUGGGUCAUUGUGGGAAAGCAGUGAGACUCGAAUUUUAAGGGAAUCUGGAAAAUUUGCCUUUUAUUUUAAGGCUUGAGCAAAGCCAGGAGGGAUAACAACGUACAAGAACCUGUAUCCCUCCCAAAAAGAUGGCACAAUGAUCUAGCACUGCUGCCAAGCAGUGCCAGGGAUCUGGGUUCGAUUCCAGCCUCUGGCAACUGUCUGUGUGGAGUUUGCACGUUCUCCCACUGUCUGUGUGGGUUUCAACUGGCUGCUCCGGCUUCCUCCCACAGUCCAGAGAUGUGCAGGUUAGGUGGAUUGGCCAUGUAAAAUUGCCUGUAGUGUUCAGGGGGUUAUGGACUAGGACGGUUACAGGGGAGAUGAGUCUGGGUGGGAUGCUGAGGUUCAGUGUGGACUUGUGGGAACAGGCCCUUCGGCCCAACGUUGUAGGGAUUCUAUGAGAAGGGUAGAUUUUGGUUUAAAUAAUACUUUGUAUAAUUUGUUAAAUUGUACAUUAGUUCCCAAAGUCAAUGAACUUUUAUUUAAUGCUGAAUUUACAAGUUUUUGGUCUAUGCUGUCUGAGUUCAAGUUUUUUUUUGUUCAUCUAGAUGUAGAGAAGUAAGUCUAUUUCAUCUCCAUCCAAGUUUUUUUUCCCCCCCUAAGUAUUUAAUGGUUUCACACUCUCCUUGCUCACCCUGAACUUCAGAACUGAGCAAUAGCUCAUCUUGCCUCUAUCAUCAAGACUACUUUCAGUUUCCAAGCUUUUACCUGCCAUACUGCUGUAUUGUAACACUUGCGUAUAUAUGUGCUUUAGCCUUUUGUUCACACCUCAGUUUUUUGAACUCUACCCUCUUCAUCCAAUUAAUAAUUGACAAACAGUUUUAAAAUCCUUACUUUUCUUCAAGCUCCUCUUUUUUUCCUCCCCUAUUGUAGCCUAGCCAUCUAUUUUUUUGAUUAAAAGAACAGUCCUACUGUUAAAUAUCCUAAGUGCUUCAUUGUAACAUCAAACAAAAUCUGAUACCAAGUCAUGGGUAGAGUAGUAGGUGAAGGACUCUGGUCUGAAGUCUUUCUUUAUUUUAGAGGUAUUGGUGCAGCUGCUGAUGAAGGAUGCUUCUUGGUGGAUGUUGGCUGAGAACAAAGUUUGCAGUGAAAUUCCCAAUGUAACUUAAUCUAUUUUCUUUUUUUACUAGCUGUCUAAACUAAGCAAAGGUUUAGAAUUUCCUUGUUUGUUGUGUUUCACCUCUGUAUUCACGGAUAUCCAUGUUUUUGUUACCUAAUUGCUUCCAAAGUACCAAGGUUGUCGUCAUUGUCACUUUCCAGAUCAUAUGUGUAUAAUCUAUCCUUUGACUUGAAUUACUAUGACAAAACUUCAAUCUAUUUUCAGGUGUGGGAAGAGAUUGAAUAGAAAUUUUAAAAUGUGAUUUUAAAUCUUAGAUUACCCACACAGCCAUGCAAGGGUAACAAUAAAGAUGAACCAGUGUUCUGUCAA